This is a messenger RNA of Sinocyclocheilus rhinocerous, 702 nucleotides long. Its product is annotated as F-box only protein 30-like. Gene Ontology annotation, molecular function: ubiquitin protein ligase activity. The record is from RefSeq and is a predicted model, not a curated record. The annotation marks the transcript as partial. The transcript has a single exon. Lineage: Eukaryota; Metazoa; Chordata; Actinopteri; Cypriniformes; Cyprinidae.
AUCCAGGAGGCCUCUGGAUCACAAGCCCCAUUGCUGCAGCAGCCUAUACAUGCUCAGACUCUAAACAUUCAGAGAGACAGUGCGCUACCAAUGAUGGCAUUGGAUUUUGAAGACAGGGCUUUUGAGAGGAAACUCCAAAACCUUCAGUUGCUGCGCAAUUUUAUGCCACUCGCACUUAAUGGACGGAAGGGGCCGUUUGCCGAAGUCUUUCCUCAUAGAAAUCCACGUUGCAAAAUGGAGGACAAAGCUGUGGACACAUCAGAUUUAGAUCAGGAACCAGUGGACGACCCCAUGGGACUUGGCGAAAUUGACUUUACGGCAGCCGCUCUUCUGUUCUGCCUGGAGGAGUCACCACGAGCUCGGAGGAUAUCCGACACGGUCUAUGCGUUUGGGGGCACACGUGUUGACUUCGGCACCCAGACGUUUAGUUUCCCUGCUGCCAUCUUGGCAACAAGUACGAUGGUUGGCGAGGUCGCAUCCGCUUCUGCUUGUGAUCGAGCCGCUCCACGCCUUUCGCAACCAAGUCCGUUUUGCACUCUACGGCUUGAUCUGACGCUGGAGCAGCUAGUGCCUCGCCCAAGCUGGGCUCCACGCGAGGGCUCCAUGUUUACCUUUGAGUGCGGCCAGCUCUUCCGUCGAGAAGAGUUCGUCUCGCAUUUUCGCAAUGUUCAUGGAGAUAUCCACUCUGGACUCAAUGGCUGG